Messenger RNA from Castor canadensis (American beaver), 3733 nucleotides. Its product is annotated as integrator complex subunit 6-like. The record is from RefSeq and is a predicted model, not a curated record. Gene Ontology annotation, cellular component: integrator complex. Lineage: Eukaryota; Metazoa; Chordata; Mammalia; Rodentia; Castoridae. Gene Ontology annotation, biological process: snRNA 3'-end processing.
AGAAGUUGUGUGUCAGUGAACAGAGAGGCUCUCAGUCUGGGGCAAGCGCUCUAGUGAGCGCGGAUGGAUGCUUAGGCAGUAGUCCUGGCAGCAGCAGAGGCGGCAGUAGUGGUGGCAGAAGAGGGCAAAGGAGAGGGCCCAGAGGGCUGCACACGCUCACACUUUCAAGUUCCCUUGGAAGGAGAGGAGUUGGGGCUGCAGAAAGAAAAGGCCAGGAGCGGUCCCAUCUGUCCCGUCCUGUCUCCCCCUCUUCCUCUCUGCCCCCUGGCUCCUUGAGAGUGGAGGGUUCGGGUGGUCGUACGUGGCAGUGAGGGCAAGAGGGCCAGGAGAGUGGGGAGCAGAACCAGGGUGCGGGAGAAGAUGCCCAUCCUGCUGUUCCUCAUAGACACGUCCGCCUCCAUGAACCAGCGCACUGACCUGGGCACCUCCUAUUUGGACAUUGCCAAAGGCGCUGUGGAGUUAUUCUUGAAGCUGCGCGCCCGGGACCCAGCCAGUCGCGGAGACAGGUACAUGCUGGUCACCUACGAUGAACCUCCGUACUGCAUCAAGGCUGGUUGGAAGGAAAAUCACGCAACAUUCAUGAGCGAACUAAAAAAUCUUCAGGCUUCUGGACUGACUACUCUUGGUCAGGCUCUAAGAUCCUCAUUUGAUUUGUUAAAUCUCAAUAGAUUAAUAUCUGGAAUAGACAAUUAUGGACAGGGGAGAAAUCCAUUUUUUUUAGAACCGUCUAUUUUAAUUACCAUCACAGAUGGAAACAAGUUAACAAGUACUGCUAGCGUUCAAGAAGAGCUUCAUCUUCCUUUGAAUUCUCCUCUGCCUGGAAGUGAACUAACCAAAGAACCUUUUCGUUGGGAUCAAAGGUUAUUUGCCCUGGUGUUGCGUUUGCCUGGAGUGGCUUCUACUGAACCAGAGCAACUAGGGAGUGUACCAACUGAUCAGUCAGCCAUCACACAGAUGUGUGAAGUCACAGGAGGUCGCUCCUACUGUGUUAGAACACAAAGAAUGUUGAAUCAAUGUUUAGAAUCUCUAGUACAAAAAGUUCAGAGUGGUGUCGUUAUUAAUUUUGAAAAAACAGGACCAGAUCCACUACCUGUCGGAGAAGAUGGACUUAUGGAUUCAUCUAGGCCAAGCAAUUCAUUUGCUCCUCAACCGUGGCAUAGUUGUCAUAAACUUAUUUAUGUACGACCUAACUCUAAAACAGGUGUUCCUGUUGGACAUUGGCCAAUUCCAGAAUCUUUUUGGCCAGAACAGAAUUUACCUUCACUACCUCCACGAACAUCUCAUCCUGUUGUGAGGUUCUCUUGUGUAGAUUGUGAACCAAUGGUAAUAGACAAACUGCCCUUUGACAAAUAUGAACUUGAACCUUCUCCCUUAACUCAGUACAUCUUGGAAAGGAAGUCUCCCCAUACCUGCUGGCAGGUAUUUGUUACUAGUAGUGGAAAAUACAAUGAACUUGGAUAUCCAUUUGGUUAUUUAAAAGCCAGUACGACUUUAACUUGUGUAAACCUCUUUGUGAUGCCUUACAACUACCCAGUUUUACUUCCUCUUUUAGAUGACUUGUUUAAAGUUCACAAGCUUAAGCCAAAUCUGAAGUGGCGACAGGCUUUUGACAGCUACUUAAAAACCCUGCCUCCAUACUACUUAUUAACUAAACUAGAGUCAGAGCGGAUACUAGCAUCAGUGGGGAAGAAACCACCCCAGGAAACUGGUAUCAAAGUGAAAAAUCAUUCUGGAGGUGGCGUGCCCAUGGCUCACCAUAAAAAUUUUAGAAAACUAUUGAAAGAAAUCACAGGGGAAACUGUACUGAGACUGACAGAAUUGAAUCCCAAAGAAUUUGCUGGCUUCCAAGUAGGGCUCUUAAACAAGGAUUUGAAACCUCAGACAUACAGAAAUGCUUAUGACAUUCCACGUAGAUGUCUUUUAGACCAGUUGACCAGAAUGAGAUCCAAUCUACUGAAAACACACAAGUUUAUUGUUGGACAAGAUGAAGAUUCCCUUCAUAGUGUUCCUGUUGCACAAAUGGGUAACUAUCAGGAAUAUCUAAAGACAUUGGCUUCUCCACUACGAGAGAUUGAUCCAGAUCAACCAAAAAGACUGCAUACUUUUGGCAAUCCAUUUAAACAAGAUAAGAAGGGAAUGAUGAUUGAUGAAGCAGAUGAAUUUGUAGCAGGGCCACAAAACAAAGUGAAACGUCCUGGGGAACCCAACAGUCCUUUGUCAUCUAAGAGAAGGCGGAGUAUGUCCCUGCUGUUGAGGAAACCACAAACACCGCCUACUGUAACUAACCAUGUGGACAGAAAGGGACCACUCUCAGCCUCGUGGUUCCCAUCUUGUCCAAACCUCAUAAAACCCACCCUUGUACAUCCAGAUGUCCCUGUCACUCAUGAUGUCCAUGAGGAGAAGAUGGAAAAUGAGCAAAGCCCACCUGAUGGCUUCUUGUCAAACUGUGCUCCAACAGAGCUUAUGAAUGUGACAGGAGAUGGUAUUCCACCCAACCAAUUGGAUUCUCUGUCUGAUGACUUCACUGGUCUUAGGAAAGAUGGGCUGAUUCACAAACCUGGUAAUAAUGCACUUAUAGAAGGAGCCAAAAGCUGCAAUCUCUCUGUAGAUGACCAAAAACUCGCAGUAACAUCUACUUUAGAAACUGUGCCAAAUUCAUUGCAAAUCACUCCAGCGAUGGCACAAGGAAUCAAUGCUGAUAUAAAACAUCAAUUAAUGAAGGAAGUUCGAAAGUUUGGACGAAAAUAUGAACGAAUUUUCAUCUUGCUUGAAGAAGUGCAAGGGCCCCUGGAGAUGAAGAAGCAGUUUGUUGAAUUCACCAUCAAGGAAGCUUCAAGGUUUAAAAGACGAGUCUUAAUUCAGUACCUUGAGAAUGUACUAGAAAAAAUAGAUUCCCAUCACCUUCUCAAUAAUGUUAACCACAUCAACAGCAGAUCAUCAUGUUAAUGAAAACACCAGUACAAAAAAGGACAAGUUUUCUGUGCUAUAGGAUGGAACAGGAUAUUGUUGAAGCCUGUAGCCUUCCAGAGGCUAAGAAAAAGCACUAGAGCUUUUUAUUUUGUGAUUAUCUAGCAGUAAAAGUUGGGCUUUUACCUUAAGAAUUGUUGAAAGUAUUAACUUUUUGUUUUGCUGUUUCUUUUCCAAAUUGAGAAAAGAGAUGUUGUUAAUUCAACAGGCUGAAAUUCAUAAGACACUGUUGCCCCUACCAUAAGUAAUAAGGGUUCACUCAUUUGGACUUCGCCAUUUUAGGCAUUUUCAGAGUGAUUGGGGCCACCCGCAAGUGGAGCACUAUUUGGUUUUCUUAUUACGUCCUUUAGAAAGAGUAAGCGUAUAGAAUUGAAGUGGUAAACUUACGUGCUGAGCAAAGUUUUCAUUAAUUCCUGGUUGUGCCUUUUAAACCAUGUAAUGUUCAGGAGUAAAAAGCUGCUAUUUGGGUAACUUAUUUCUCUCUGGGAGGGGCAAGAAGAGUCACCAAACAAAUCUACCUCCAACUCUCUGCCCUCUUGUCUAGAGACAUUACAAAGGGCACCUGAGUCUGUGCUAACCUCUGACAUUUGUUCUUGCAUAUGACAACAGACAGUCUUCAGGUGGACUUGUACAUUCUGUGCUUUGGAAGCACUAAAGAAAAAAUAAUGUAUAUAUUUCUUUUAAUGUUUAUACAAAAGUUUAUAUGGAGCAGUAUUGUUAUGUUUGUAUUACUUUGUAAAAAUAUAAGUGUUUAAAGAGAUUUUGA